Heterocephalus glaber (naked mole-rat) is the source of this 2570-nucleotide messenger RNA. It is a transcript of the gene Pram1, whose product is annotated as PML-RARA regulated adaptor molecule 1. Gene Ontology annotation, molecular function: protein binding. Gene Ontology annotation, biological process: protein localization to plasma membrane; T cell receptor signaling pathway; integrin-mediated signaling pathway. The record is from RefSeq and is a predicted model, not a curated record. Lineage: Eukaryota; Metazoa; Chordata; Mammalia; Rodentia; Bathyergidae. Gene Ontology annotation, cellular component: plasma membrane.
CCCCUCAACAGGGAAGUCCUGCCAAGAGCCAGAGGUGUUGAAACAGACGGAUGGGGCAACCCAGCAGGCAGAUGUGGCCUCGCCAUCCCACCAGCCCCCGCCAGACCUGGUCUCCCCACUGAGAGCUCCGUGUCCUGCGGCUGCCUCUUUGCUGGCCGGUCACCAGGGCCUGGCACUCAAGUCUGGAGGGCACGGAGUAAAGGAGAGAGAGGAGUCAAGAAGCCAGUGAUAACUACAGACCGAGGCCCAAAGCCCAGGGACAGGACCUGAAGAGGGACAGAAGUGCCCCGCAGGGUCUGGGGACAGGCCAGGGCUGUCUCCCUCUCCACCUCCUCUCCUUCCUCCUCCGCCCUCCCCACCCCAACGGCGGCCCCAACCUUGAGUGGAGAAGCUGCAGUUACUUCCUGAAGGCAGCACACGCUGUGAGGGGCCCACUCAGCCCGUGGCCCAUCCUGCCUGCAGCCAUGGAGAGCCACCAGGACUUCCGGAGCCUCCAAGCCAAGUUCCAGGCCUCUCGGGCAGAGUCCAGUGAACUCCCCCCAAAACCCCCAAAGCCGGAAGUUAACAAACUUCUGAAGAAGCUCCCGCAGCUGGAGCCGAGCGAGCAGCCGAAGCAGCUCCCACAGCCUCAGUUUGCCAGUCUGCCCCAGAAGCUCUCCCAGCCCGAGUUCACUGAUCCCCCCCAAAAGCCAUCCAAACCUGAGUUCGGUGAUCUCUCCAAGAAGCGUCCUCAGCUUGAGGCCAGUCCCUUUCCCAGGAAGCACCCCCAGCCUGAGGUCAGGAACCCUGCCAGGUCCCCCUCAGAGCCCAAACCCAAUGUGGUCCCCAAGAAAUUCCAGCAGCUGGAGUCCAGCGAGGGCCCCCCAAGGUCCUUGCUGACCGGGCUCGGUACCUUGCCCAAGAAGCCCCCGCAGCCUGAGUUCAGUGUAUACCCCAGGAAGCCCCCGAAGCUCCCAGUCAGUGGCCUCCCUGGGAAGUCCUCACCGCAGCCCGAGUUCAGUGAGGUCCCCCAAGUGUCCCCCUCAAAGCCUGGGUCCACUGAGCCCUGUCCCCUCUCCCCAAAGCCUGACUUCGGCACCUUUCCCAGGAAGCCCCUGCGGCCUCAGGCUGGCGCUCCCCCUAAGAGAUCCCUCCCGCAGCCUGAGUUCAGUGAGGUCCCCAUGCAGUCCCCUUCAAAGCCCGAGUCUGAGUUACAAAAGCCCCACUCCCCCAAGCCAGGCUUCAGUGCGUUUCCCAAGAAGGCCCUGAAGCUGGAGUUUGGUGACCUCACUAGGACGUCCUCAGAGCCGGAAGUCAGCGUGCUUCCCAAGAGGUCACAGCGGCCUGAGUUCAAGGCCCUUUCCAAAAAGCCCCCGCAGCCUGAGCUGGGUGGCCUCCCCAGAACAUCCUCCGUGCCCGAGUUCAGUGUGCUCCCCAGGAAGUUCUCCCAGCCUGAGUGCAGGGGGCCACCCCGCAAGUUCUCCCAGCCAGAGCCCCAUGCUCUGCCCAAGCAGCCUGAGCUUUUCCCAGGUCUCCCUAGAAAGAGCCCACUUCCGGGCUCGGUGUCUGAGAGCUCAGUGCCAGCAGCUGUCGUGGGCUCUGGGCAGCUUGGAGCUGCUAGGGCGCCCCGCUGGAAGUCUGAAGACCUCCAAGGCCGCCAGCCACCCCCUCGGAGGCCUCUGCCCCCAGCCAGCAGCCUGGGGCCCCCUCCAGCCAAGCCCCCGCUUCCCCCAGGCCCCCUGGAUGUCCAGAGCUUUUGGAGGCUCCCGGCAGCAGGCACAGGCGUGCGGAGGACUCGCUCUUCUGCCGGGAUGUACUUCCAGGCCCUCCAGGCUCGACAGGCUGAACCAUUCCCACAGGACCCGGACGAGAUCUACGAGAUGUGUGACGAAGGGGAGCCCACGGAGGACCCCAGCCCUAGACCCAGGGCCAGAGAUGAAGUGUGGUCUACUCAGCAAGACACCAGGAAGCCACCACAAGAUCCAGAACUCAGGGGGGCCAGGAAGGAGAACAGCCCCCAGCCACAGCAGGUGCCAUCCACGGACCCAAAGGUGCUGAAGCAGAUGAGGAAGGCGGAGAAGGCAGAGAGGGAGUUCCGGAAGAAGUUCAAGUUUGAGGGGGAGAUUGUGAUUCACACGAGGAUGAUGAUCGACCCCAACGCCAAGACCCGUCGUGGGGGUGGCAAGCACCUGGGGAUCCGGCGCGGAGAGAUCCUGGAGGUCAUUGAGUUCACCAACAAGGAUGAGAUGCUAUGCCGGGACCCCAAGGGCAAGUGUGAGUGGGCCUGGCUUGGAGGCCCCAGGGGUGGGGGCGGGGUGGGGUGCCCCCCCAGUGGAGGACCCACUGUGCCCAGCUCUUCCCUUGCAGAUGGCUAUGUGCCCAGGACAGCGCUCCUUCCCCUGGAAACGGAGGUGUAUGACGACGUUGACGUCGGCAUCUGGGAUCCUCUAGAGAACCAACCAUUUCCUCGGGGACAGUGAGGACUGCUCAAGGGCCCAGCAAGCCAGCUGCUAUCCUGGAGCCCUGAGCCCAGCCUGGCAGAAAGAGCUGCCCAGCACAUGUGAGACCACAUAAACCUCUCUUUAAAGUAA